AUCCCAAUUUCAGGAACCAGCGGAGCACAAUGAACUCUAACAUAACAGACAGCGCUGUACCUGCUUAAAGGAGCCGCGAUCGGCGGAGAGCCUUGAACCAGCUGAGCGCACAGGUGAAAUCUGCAAAUAUUUUACAAGAGAAAGAACUGAAAGUCUUCGUCUGCGGUAGAAAAGGGAAUACUUUGGAAGUACAUAAAAAGUGAACGUUAAUGACGGAAAACCAAAGAGGCACAAACUGGAUUAAGAUCACUUUGAUGAAACAACCAGUAUGUUAAAUUUGAGAAACAAAAAAUCCAAACAUGUGGUUUUGAUCUGGAAGUCCGUGCACUUUUUAAAGCGGACCGUCGGAGUAUGACUGCCUUAUUUCUGAUUAAUAAGUGAGAAGUAACGUUUUAUGUUUUCCCGCUGGACUAUUUGCUUUUUAUAAAGAUUCUUCUGACCAUGUCCAAAGAAAUACAGAAGAAAAGCCAUUGGACCUCCAGGCUUAGGGAGUGCCUGGUAUCCAGGGACGUUCACGGGAAGUAUAACGUGGAACUGAGCGGCGGAGCUGAGAUCGGCGAGUUUCCAUACAUUGGGGAAGUUGAUGAAGACAAUGUGCUUUACCAGCAUGGUCGGCUGGCUGAGGGAGAUUUAAUACUGGAAGUUGAGGGACUCCUGGUGCCUGGAUUGCCCCUAUAUGACGUAUUGGCAAUGAUGAAAAAUUGCAAGCACCAUGUGGAGUUCAGAACUGUCAGACAAGGAAACAAGUUAAAUAAGGAUCUGAAACACUAUCUGAGCCUGAGCUUUCAUAAAAUGUCCCCAGACCACGCUCUUCAGCAGACCAUCAGAGACAACCUGUAUCGCCAUGCUGUGCCUUGUACAACCCGCCGCCCUCGAGAAGGGGAAGUCCCAGGAGUAGAUUACAACUUCCUGUCUGUGGAGGACUUCUUAAACCUUGAAAAAAGUGGCACUCUUUUGGAAGUAGGAACAUACGAAGGCAACUAUUAUGGAACACCCAAGCCGCCAAGCCAACCCCUCCGUGGGACAGUGAUUACCAGUGAUGCUUUGCAAGACGGCUCGCAGCAGUGCACCCCUAAGCGCACAGAGUCCUACAAUGACAUGCAAAAUGUUCAAAUAGUGGCUACAGAGCAGGAGAAUGAAGACGAGCUUCCUGAAAUGAACAGUAGCUUUACAGUAGACUCCACUGAACUGGACGAGCGGUCAACACUAAGACCGCAGCCCUCACAAGAGAAGGUUCCCUCCUACAGCCUCAGCAACGCCUUGGUGUCAACCACGGACAGCUCCCAGCAGACACACGCAAACCUCCAGCCUCCCGAAGAGGACCUCCUUGGUCCUCUGCCUGAAAACUGGGAGAUGGCCUAUACAGAGAAUGGAGAAGUCUACUUCAUAGACCAUAACACAAAGACGACAUCCUGGAUCGACCCCAGGUGCGUGGACAAGCUCCAGAAGCCGCUGGAAGAAUGUGAAGAUGACGAAGGGGUACACACUGAAGAGCCGGAUAAUGAGUUGGAACUUCCUGCUGGAUGGGAGAAAAUUGAUGAUCCGGUUUAUGGAGUAUACUAUGUGGACCACAUUAAUAGGAAGACGCAGUAUGAGAAUCCUGUCGCGGAGGCCAAGCGACAGAAGCAGCUCCAGCAGCAGCAGUCUGCGGAAGAAUGGAUGGAGGAGCACUCAGCAGCUGGGGUACCCCUUGCCAGCUAUGCCAACAACCACCUGGAAACGUAUCGGGACCCUCAGACUGGCCCUGCAGUGCCACUCCCGCAGGGGCCCAAACGAGGAAAGCCGUUCUUCACCCGGAACCCUUCUGAGCUUAAAGGGACAUUUAUUCACACCAAACUGAAGAAGAGUCGCCGGGGAUUUGGGUUCACCGUGGUCGGGGGAGACGAGCCCGAUGAGUUCCUGCAGAUUAAGAGUCUGGUUCUGGAUGGCCCAGCAGCUCUGGAUGGGAAGAUGGAGACAGGGGAUGUGAUUGUGAGCGUGAAUGACACCUGCGUCUUGGGGUACACGCAUGCCCAAGUGGUGAAGAUCUUCCAGUCCAUUCCCAUCAGCUCCAUGGUGGACCUUGAAUUGUGCCGCGGCUACCCUUUGCCCUUCGACCCCGAUGACCCCAACACCAGCCUGGUCACCUCUGUGGCGAUCCUGGACAAAGAGCCCAUCAUUGUCAAUGGGCAGGAGAGCUACGACCCACCAUCUAACCACGGUGGACAAGCUGCCAACAGCGUAGGUGGAGCAAAGGAGCACCGGCCUUAUAGCCCAUCAGCGGAGGUGGCCUCUGACGGCUCCUCCCCCUACCCCAAUGACGUGGUGACGCUCGCCUCCUCCAUCGCCACGCAGCCCGAACUCAUCACCGUGCACAUGGAGAAGGGCGACAAGGGCUUCGGCUUCACCAUUGCCGACAGCCCAUCUGGGGGCGGCCAGAGGGUCAAGCAGAUCGUCGACUACCCCCGCUGCCGGGGCCUGAAGGAGGGGGACAUUUUGGUGGAAGUGAACAAGAGGAAUGUCCAGAGCAUGACUCACAACCAAGUGGUGGACCUGCUGAGCAAGUGUCCCAGAGGAAGUGAGGUCACCAUGCUGGUGCAGAGAGGAGCCGUGCCUGUGAAGAGGAGCCCAAAGCUGCAGCGACUGGAGAGGAAGGACAGCCAGGGCAGCUCCCAGCACAGCGUAUGCAGCAAUCGCAGCGCCCACACCGAUUCCCCUGGACGCCCCGCUGCCGUGCCGAGCGAGGCCGCUCCCGCCGGAGCCACCGCACCUGCCGCCGGCCCUCCGCCCCUCCCUCCACCCCCCACCCAGCCGCUGCCAGGACUGCCCCCACAGGACCCCGGAGACACCACUGUCCAGAAGAAACCGGACCCCUUCAAGAUCUGGGCACAGUCCAGGAGCAUGUAUGAAAGCAGGCUGCCCGAUUUCCAGGAACAGGAUAUUUUCCUGUGGCGGAAGGAUACGGGAUUCGGGUUCCGGAUUCUGGGAGGCAAUGAACCCGGGGAACCGAUAUACAUCGGCCACAUCGUGAAGUAUGGGGCUGCAGACGAGGACGGCCGGCUGCGAUCGGGUGACGAGCUGAUCUGUGUGGACGGCACGGCCGUGGUGGGCAAGUCCCACCAGUUGGUGGUGCAGCUGAUGCAGCAGGCGGCCAAGCAGGGCCACGUCAACCUGACUGUCAGGCGCAAGAUUGGAUACGGAGUGGCGAAAGGCGAAGCUGACGUGCCCCCAUCACCAGCCUCCUCCCAUCACAGCAGCACGCAGGCGCCCUCGCUGACGGAGGAUAAGCGCACGUCACAGGGCAGCCAGAACUCCCUGAACACCGUCAGCUCGGGCAGCGGCAGCACCAGCGGCAUCGGCAGCGGCGGGGGGGGCGGGGGGGGCGGAGGCAGCGCCGUGGUGCCCGCCGCCGUACAGCCCUACGACGUGGAGAUCCGGCGCGGCGAGAACGAGGGCUUCGGCUUCGUCAUCGUGUCCUCGGUGUCACGGCCCGACGCGGGGGCCACCUUUGUUGCCAAUGCGUGCGUGGCGAUGCCCCACAAAAUAGGUCGCAUCAUCGAGGGCAGCCCGGCGGACCGCUGCGGGAAGCUUAAGGUGGGCGACCGCAUCCUGGCCGUUAAUGGCUGCUCCAUCACCAACAAGUCCCACUCGGACAUUGUCAACCUGAUCAAAGAGGCUGGAAACACUGUCGCUCUGCGGAUAAUUCCUGGGGAUGAGUCCUCCAAUGCAUCCCUUCUGACCAAUGCUGAGAAGAUCGCAACCAUCACCACCACACACACACCUCAGCAGCAGCAGUCUGCCUCGGAGCCUCGGAGUAGUACAAAAGGACCGCCACAGGUCCCACCACCUCCAGCUCCAACGCAAGCCCCACCCCCCCAGGAAGCGGAAUUCUACUCCGUUGACCUUGAACGAGACAGCAAGGGUUUCGGCUUCAGCCUGCGUGGAGGCCGCGAGUAUAACAUGGAGCUGUAUGUCCUGAGGCUGGCUGAAGAUGGCGCCGCUGUCCGCAAUGGCAAGAUGAGGGUUGGUGACGAGAUCCUGGAGAUAAAUGGGGAGAGCACGAAAAAUAUGAAGCACGCACGUGCCAUCGAGCUCAUCAAAAACGGGGGCCGCCGGGCCCGCCUGGUCCUCAAAAGAGGGGACGGCUCCGUGCCUGAAUACGACGGCAGCAAUGACAGGAACACUCCCGCCACCAGUACACAAAAUAUUUCGGAAGUGAAAACCUUUCCACCAAAUCGCCGAUUACACGCAUCAUCGGAGUCCAGCUAUCCACCAGAUCUUCACAAAUCAUCACCGAAUGAGGAAGGGCGGAUGAGGAGGAGGGCUGGGGCAGAGUGGAGGGACCGCCGCCUGCAAGCCAGCCACCAUCACCACACCGGGAACAACCAUGGAAACAAUGGCAGUCCACCCAACUCUGGACACGGCUCACCCGACAGCAGGAAGACUCAGCAGCAGCACGUUCGCAAGUCGGAGGAGAACGGCAUCUCCAAGUUUUUCCGGACGCUGAGGAAUGAUGAGAGGUCUGGGAAGAAGAAGUUGGCAGCAGAGACGGAGUGGGACUCCGACUCUCACCGCAGCGGCACCCUGAAUGGAAGGCGAGAGAGGGGGGGCCGCAGGGGUUCCUUGGACCGAUCGCCAAGCCGGGGGCGGGAGUCUUCGCCCAGCCGCCGCAGGGCCAAGUCCAUGGACAGGAGAACUGAGAAAGCACACAGGGAGAGGGCCUACUGGGAUGGGGGCUUCGGCGACGAGAAUCCACUCAAGGACCCUCCUGUCAACCAGCGCUUCUUCCAAGAAGACGGUCAACCAGCCACCCAAGACGAUGGCCUCGAGGGUCUUGGUGGGACGAGGCUGCCGAUUCCAAGGGGCAGAGCCACCGACAGGGCCUUCAAAAAUAACAGCAAUGCACUGAGGGACUGGUUACCCAAAGGGAGGGACAGGGAUGAAAAAUCUGUGAGGGAACGGUCGCCCAAGAGACACCAUGUAGCGGAGAACCUGCUGCAGAACCCGGGGCUGAGUACCAGCUACAGCAGUGAGGAAGUGGCCACACCCCGGCUCAAGGAAUACUACAACACCCUGAGGACAGAAUCGGGCCAGAGCUGCAAACAGCUGCCAGUGCCCAAGAGGAGGCCAUACAAAGAGAGCCACAAGGACCUUAGCAUCUGAUCAGAUAGCUUCAGAUACCUGAUCAGAUAACCCUCAAAUUAUAUUUAAUGCAAGGCUCAGUCCUGUCAACAAUAUGAAGCCAGGACUCUGGAAGGUGUUAAAUUAUUGAUCAACCCCUUUUUUUGUUUCCAGCAGAUGUGAAUGGCAAAAGUACAAUCUUUAGUUUGUUAAUUAAAAAAAAUUGCAUAUUUUAAUAUGUUUUCCAGAAUACUCCAUAACAAAAAUAUUAUUACGUGCCUAACAGUACCAUAAUUUGUGGUUUUAUUUAAGGAAAAAAAAAAUCAAGCAAACUGUUUUUGUAAUAUUCUGUCCCUGGCAGUUUAUAGAUGCACCUAAUGGCCUCUUGAAACUGGUGCUUUUAUUAUGCUUUACAUGUCUUAAGGUUUUAAUGCCGUUUUUUUCCUUCGGUGCCACCAUUUCACCAAAAUGUGUUUUUUUUUAACAUUUACAAUAUAUAAAUAUUUAGACUAUAAGAAAAAGAAGAAAUGAGGAAGAAAAAUAAUAAAACUAUGAUAAUUGUGUCAAGGAAUGAUAAUUGCUUGCAAAAUAAUAUAUUUAAUUUCUUCUUUCAAACAUUAAGCAUAUAUAUAUUUAUGUAAUUAAAAAGGCAGAGAAUUUGCCAAUUCCAGUGUUGAGGGCAGAAAUGCAAUCAAAUGAACAAAGACUAUUGUGAUCUGCUAAAUUGGUCUGCUGAUGCUUUUUUUUUUGCGUGAAAGGUAUUGUGGCCUUGCCAAACCACUUCUCUGUGACAAAACAAAAGGGAAAUUUGAUUGGUACUUGGGAGAGUGGUGGAUACAGGCAUUGUUGUUCUUUGGAACCCGUAUUAUUUUCACUCAUGAGUGAGGUGAGGAGGCAUCGUUAAGGAUGGAGGGGACUUGCCUGCUUCCACAAAGUUGCCUGCUGAUGAAUCCUUUUUGUCCACUUGGCCCAUAGGCCUUGUUGAGCUCAGUAUGAGUUUCUAACCAAUAGUGUCUGUUUUUGGUUACGUCAUUAGGAUAAAUAGUUAAGAAGUAAAUGAUCAGGAAAUCCACAUCCUGUAUUACAUCAUGGCAGUGAAGAGGCGGCUGACGGAGUCAAUAGCCAAACCACAUAUUUUUGUGUGUGUGUUUAGAAUAUAGAAGAACAAAAACAGUCCACUGCAACUAUUCCAGACAGACACCUUUGGGCACAACUUUUUGUGGUUUCCCUGUUCGGAGACCCACAUACAGUACUGCUUACAAGACUACUAGGUCUGUAAAGUGUAGUGAAGGUCUGCUUCGGUGGCCAAUGGGACAGAGGUCUUGAGUUCCAACCUGCCAAGCUGAGCCAUUCUCUCAGUUACUGUCAGACUGCUGAAGUACGAAUGCUGUUGUACAGUGUGUUGUAUAUGUACUGUAUGUCGAUUGUUUCACAAAAGAAAAAAAAAUGUUUUAUCACUGUUGUCGCCAUGCUACUGUAACAGUUCAGCGACCAAUCGUCACCUGUACAGAGCUACGUAUCAAGCCAGUUGAAGAAGAAAAUGUUGCCUUUUUUUUCUUGUAUAAUAGAUAAUUAUUGAAAAACCUCAUCCUUGAGGAAUGUGAUACGCGUUUCUAUUUCUGAAAUGGAACAGGUGAUUCAUGGGAAAUAUGCUAAUGUACUCUGAAUCAGGUUUAUAAAGACGUUUUAAAAUGAACUGUAAUAAUCGAUCGCAUACUGUUUGCUGGUUGGAACAUUUCUCCUGAUUAUAGCCUGCCUUUGUAUUAUAAAGCACUUGUAUGCAGUCUGUGUUCUUAAAAAUUACUUCUUGCAGCGUGUGCUCCAGACUUAAUGCUAUUUCUGUGUUCAUAUAAAAAACACUACAUGUAUAUGGGCCAAUCUUUUUGAUAUAAAAACACUAUGCAUAUAUAAAUACCACAUUGUUCAUAGCUUUACUUGACCCAUGGGGUUAUACAUAACGUUAGUCUGAGUACUAGUAGAUGUGGAUUUACCUGAGUAAAGCUUCUUUCCCCGAGAUGGAUCACGAUAUAUAUGUAGCUAUCGAAAAGUCUGUGAAUGCUAUUUUUAUUAUUAAAUAAAGUUUUCCAUACAAAUUCAA
Paramormyrops kingsleyae is the source of this 7198-nucleotide messenger RNA. Lineage: Eukaryota; Metazoa; Chordata; Actinopteri; Osteoglossiformes; Mormyridae. The record is from RefSeq and is a predicted model, not a curated record.